Raphanus sativus (radish) is the source of this 2340-nucleotide messenger RNA. RefSeq names its product putative F-box/LRR-repeat protein At5g02930. Bases 792 to 2123 code for a protein of 443 amino acids. Gene Ontology annotation, molecular function: protein binding. The record is from RefSeq and is a predicted model, not a curated record. Lineage: Eukaryota; Viridiplantae; Streptophyta; Magnoliopsida; Brassicales; Brassicaceae. The transcript has 3 exons.
UUUCUACAGCUAUAUAUUUCUCAAAAAUAAUAUGUUGAAGAAGUUUCUUAAUUUAAUUAUUUCAAAUUAUAUCUUAAUUGUACCAAGCUCAAAAAUGUAAUAACAUUUAAUAAAAGGGUAAAAAAAAAUCACUAUAUAUUAAUUAAGAAAUAAGAAAUAUAAACAAUAAAUUUAAUUGUUAUGCAAUAAAUAAAACUAAAAUAUAAAUCCUAUACCAAAAAAAUUUACGAUACUAUCAAAGUUUAUUAAAUGAAAAACAUAGUUAAACUCUAGUCUUAAUUUAUUCGUAGUUCAUGAAGAACUACAAAUUUGUUUAUCGUUCGAAAAAAAUAAGCACUGGUGGAAAAGUAUAGAUUGGAAUAUGCUAUUUCCCCUACAUUGGACAUUACUUAGCUCUAGAGUUUAAUAACAUAAAAAUUUUUUUUGAAGUUUUAAAUUCUUUUUGUUGAUAAACAAUUUACAUUUCAAAAAUAUCAUACUAUAUGAGAUAAAUUUUAUUUUUGAUAUUAUUUUUAAUAUUUUGUUUUUCUACAUUUAUAAUUAAAUUUUAUUAAUAAUAAAAAUUAAGAUAAAUAUUUAAAAUCUUAAAGUUAAAAACUAUAAAUUCAGGCCUAGAUAAUUAAGAAAUAAAUCUGGUGAAAUCGGAAUAAUUAAUAAAUAAAUCUGGUGAAUCUGAUUAUUAUAAAGAAUAGAUCUAUACCAUCUUUAGUUUGUCCACACAUAAAACUGAUUGAAAUAUUCUAUUUUAACACAGAAAAGAAAAUUCAGGAUUGAUCAAAAUCCGAACGAACAUGGAAGAACCACCAAAGGAGGAAAACCCUAGCCACCUCUUUGGCGGUGUAGACUCAAUCAGCUCUCUACCAGACGAGAUGCUCCACCAUAUCCUGUCCUUUGUUCCGACCAGUGUAGCCAUCACAACUAGCGUCUUGUCCAAACGUUGGAGGCAUGUAUGGUGCAAGACACCUUAUCUCUCUUUUCCUCAUAUUACAUCCUCUUCUAUUGAAUCGAUUCUCGAAACCCUAGAUAGCUACACGGCCGCAAAAAUCAUGCGAUUCCAUCUCCACGUUGAUAGCGAAACGUGGGAAGACAGCGAAAGGAGCAACCAUGUUGAUAGCCUGAUCAAGUUUGCAAUAUCCCGCAACGUGGAGAAGCUUUCUUUGGUAUUGAAAGCAUAUUACGUUUUUCCAGAUUUCUUCUUCAGCAAUCCAUCUCUAAAGCAACUCAUCGGAGAUUCACUCAACUAUAUGAGACCCAAAUGCACCGUUUCUUGGACAUCACUGCAGAACUUGUCUUUGAGUAACUCUUCACUCGAUGAAUCUUUUCCUAAGCUUCUGUCUGGGUCCCCAAUGCUGGAAAGCUUGAAAUUGCAGUCUUGUUCACUUUCUUGUAUUGAUCUGAGUGGAUCGCCGCGCCUUAGACGACUGGACUUAGAAUUCUUCAAUUCUUUUCCAAGAAAAUGUCAUAUCGUGGCUCCACAUAUCCAUUACUUGAGAAUGAUAGAUUUUGCUCAAAAAUAUAGUUUAGUUGAUGUCUCCUCUUUAAUAGAAGCUAACAUAGACACUAUUUAUUACUUACCUCGAGUCUGGUGUACUCAAGAUGAUACCCCGAAGGAUGAUUACCAAGUGAUGAUGCAAACUAUGCUAGAAAGCUUGCAGAACGUAGAGAACCUUACUGUUGGGCUUAGCUUUCUUCAGAUGCUAUCUGUUGCCGAGUUCAGUGGUGUUCAUUUCCCGACGUUUAAGGUCAAAACGUUGACUCUUAAAACUACAAUUUUGCGAUCUGCGGUUCUUGGUAUAGCUAAGCUGCUACAAAACUCACCUGAAUUAAAGAAAAUUGUUUUCUACAAAACUGAAGAUUGGAACAGCUCAGUGGAGAAAUAUGUUAAUCUCUACAUGGAACCACAAGAUCCACAAGACCUGAUCUUUCCGGCUAAGUCAGCCCUUAAAGUUGCAGGGCCGGAUCUCGUGGCCUCCUUCAUGGAACUUUUGCUGCGAAACACAAGAACAUUGGAGACAUUGGUUUUCCAGUUGAGGAGUUGCCUUAAUACAUCGAAUUAUGAUGAGCUGUCUCAGAUCGCUCUUACACUCUCUCACAAAAAUAAGGUCUCCAUUGUGUUGAAAUGAUCAAAUGAUGUUAUAUUAUGUAUGGUGGGUUUCUAGUGUUGGAUACUUGGAUCCAUUGAAAAUUUUUAAUUGUUGGCCUAUUCUACUGAUUAAAGGUGAAGCUGCUUCAUGUUCACCUGAUUUAAUUAUAGUAGUAAGCAUGGUUCCAUAUAGAAACAAAACUACUGCAAUAGAAGAAAAAAAGACAGUGUGUUCACUUCUUUGGUUUUGAGUUAUA